UUUCUUCGAGGAGUGAGAAGCCCCAAAAAAUAUUAGAGAGAGAAGGGGGCGACGGAAUUCAGAGAGAACAAGAGAAGAUAGGGUUCAGACUUCGCGCUUCAACAAUCCUCAUUUGAUUCACUCUCCGCGGCCAUUGGAAGGGUUUCUUUACUGGAUCUGCAGGUUGGUGGGAGUUCAAUUAGAGAUCCGACCGAUUCUUCUCCAUUUCUCAAGCCUGUCACAGCCUUCUUGCUCCUAUUUUUCUCUCGUGGUUUUUAAGCUAGGGUUGUGUUCAUGGAAAACGUGGAGGAAAUGAAGCCAUUGGCCACAAACAAUUGCCAUACAGAUGGCGGAACAGACACUGUCGAAGUUAAAUUCUCAGAAUUGUGCCAGAAUGGAUUACGUCUUGAUGAGAAUUGUUCUGAUCAAGCGUUGAAGUUAUUUAGAGAAACAAAGCACCUUUUGGUAGCAAAUAUAUCAGCAAUUGGGAGUGGAGUUGCUGAAGAAGCCGAACGUUUUUGGUCUGCCUUUGUUUUAUAUUCUGUGAAGAGGCUGAGAGAUAAGAAUUCAGAGAGUUCUGAUCAGGGAUCCGAGAAUAAUAGCUUUACUUUAUGCCAGAUAUUGAGAGUUUGCAAGCUGAACAUUGUAGAAUUUUUUAAAGAGCUGCCUCAGUUUGUUGUUAAAGCUGGUCCAGUUUUAAGUAAUCUCCACGGUGCAGACUGGGAGAAUAGACUAGAGGCAAAGGAGUUGCAGGCAAACUUCGUGCAUUUGAGCCUCUUAAGCAAGUACUAUAAGCGUGUCUACCGAGAAUUCUUCUACACCAAUGAUGCUAAUGUUGAAAAGCAGCCAGCUAUAUCAUGCCCUACUGGUUACUUGUCUGAUUAUCAUCGUUUUGGAUGGUUGUUAUUUUUGGCACUUCGUGUACAUGCUUUCAGUCGUUUUAAGGACUUGGUGACUUGCACUAAUGGUUUGGUUUCCAUUUUGGCUAUUUUAAUUCUUCACGUUCCCGUUCGUUUCAGAAGCUUCAACAUUCUUGACUCUGAACGCUUUGUUAAGAAAGGUGGAAAAGGAGUGGACCUGCUUGGAUCACUUUGUAAUGUCUAUGAUACCUCAGAGGAAGAACUGAGGGAGGUAAUGGAGAAGACAAACAGUUUGAUAGAAGAUAUUUUGAAGAAGAAGCCACGUUUGGCUUCUGAGUGUAAUAGUAAAACCUUGGAGAAUAUUGACAUUGAGGGUUUGAUCUACUUUGAAGACUUAAUGGAGGAGUCAUCUCUUGCAUCCAGUUUAGAAAUUCUGGAAAAGGACUACGAAGAUGCAAUUCGUAACAAAGGUGAGCUUGAUGAGCGGGUAUUUGUUAAUGAUGAGGACAGUUUACUUGGGUCGGGUAGCUUGUCUGCAGGUGCUGUUACUAUGAGUGGCAUCAAGAGGAAGUUUGACUCAAUGUGCUCGCCUGCAAGGACAAUAACAAGUCCAAUGUCUCCACUCCGCUCUCCUUCUUCUCAUGCCAAUGGCACUCUUAAUACUGGCAAUGCAAAACUUGCUGCCACACCUGUUAGCACAGCCAUGACAACGGCAAAGUGGCUUAGAACUGUUAUUUCUCCACUCCCCGCAAAACCUUCGGCAGAGAUGGAACGCUUUUUGACUUCAUGUGAUAGAGAUGUAACUAAUGAUGUAGUUCGCAGGGCACAUAUAAUAUUAGAGGCUAUAUUUCCAAAUAGUGCUCUAGGAGAUCGCUGUAUAGCUGGAAAUUUACAAAGUGCUAACCUCAUGGAUAACAUCUGGGCAGAACAAAGACGAUUAGAAGCACUGAAGUUAUAUUAUAGGGUUCUGGAAGCAAUGUGCAGAGCAGAGUCUCAAAUGCUUCAUGUGACUAAUUUGACCUCUUUGCUGACUAAUGAGAGGUUCCACAGAUGUAUGUUGGCUUGUUCUGCCGAAUUGGUAUUGGCAACACACAAGACUGUUACAAUGUUGUUUCCUGCAGUAUUGGAGAGAACUGGCAUUACAGCUUUUGACCUCAGUAAGGUGAUAGAGAGUUUCAUUAGGCAUGAAGAAUCACUUCCUAGAGAAUUGAGGCGACAUCUUAAUUCCUUGGAAGAACGGUUAUUAGAGAGCAUGGUAUGGGAGAAAGGUUCGUCAAUGUAUAACUCCCUGAUUGUUGCUAAACCUACCCUUGCUGCAGAAAUAAAUCGUCUGAGUUUAUUAGCUGAACCCAUGCCAUCUUUGGAUGCAAUUGCUGUUCAAAUUAACUUUUCUGGUAUUGGGGUAUCGACCAUGCCUAAUUUGCAAAAGCAUGAGAGUUUACCAGGUCAGAACGGGGACAUAAGGUCACCAAAAAGGUUGUGCACAGAUUUAAGAAGUGUGCUAGUGGAACGGAAUUCCUUUACUUCUCCAGUGAAGGACCGUCUGCUUGCUUUAAGUAGUAUUAAGUCUAAGCUUUUGCCACCUCCUUUACAGUCCGCAUUUGCAAGUCCAACUCGGCCUAAUCCUGGAGGUGGUGGGGAAACGUGUGCUGAAACUGGAAUUAACAUAUUUUUCGGCAAGAUCAUCAAGUUGGCUGCUGUUAGAGUCAACGGUAUGGUGGAAAGGUUGCAGUUAUCUCAUCAUAUCAGGGAGAAUGUCUACUGUCUUUUCCAACAGAUACUCAGUCAAAAGGCAUCACUAUUAUUUAAUCGUCACAUUGACCAGAUCAUCCUUUGUUGUUUCUAUGGCGUUGCUAAGAUAUCUCAACUGAGCCUCACUUUCAGGGAAAUCAUUUACAAUUACAGGAAACAACCACAAUGUAAACCACAAGUCUUCCGAAAUGUGUUUGUCGAUUGGUCUUCAGCACGUCGUAACGGGAGAUCAGGACAGGAUCACGUCGAUAUAAUUACGUUCUACAAUGAAAUAUUUAUUCCUUCCGUAAAACCUUUGCUUGUUGAAAUUGGCCCGGCUGGAUCUAUCAUGAAAACUGAGCGGGUUCCUCAAGCAAACAACAAUAGUGAUGCACCAUGCCCUGGAUCACCCAAGAUAUCUCCAUUUCCAAGUCUUCCUGAUAUGUCUCCGAAGAAAGUAUCUUCAGCACAUAAUGUCUAUGUCUCUCCAUUAAGAUCAUCAAAGAUGGAUGCGUUGAUUUCACACAGUUCUAAAAGCUAUUACGCUUGCGUUGGAGAGAGCACUCAUGCGUUUCAAAGCCCUUCAAAAGACCUCACUGCCAUAAACAACCGCUUGAAUGGUACCCGAAAACUUCGAGGCACGCUUAAUUUCGACGACGCAGACGUCGGUCUGGUCAGUGAUUCUCUGGUGGCCAACAGCCUUUACCCACAAAAUGGAAGUUGUGGAUCCUCUUCAGGUGCACCUAUUAAAACUGAACAGCCUGAUUCUUAAUUUAAAGCUUUCCAUAACCCACCUAGUGUACAUAUAUCUAUAUAUCUAUAUAUAUAUAUAUAUAUUUUCUCUCUCUCUCUCUCCCCUCUUCAAUCUCCCUUUCUCUCUCUAAAGAUGUAUUACCACGGGGGUAUUGUAUUGAGCGGUGAGUUAUUGUGUAGAAUAGCCGCCACCACUGCCCUUGUUUUAGGCACCCACCCAUCUGAAAUUUGUAGUUGGCUAUGAUUAAUUAGUUUAGUUCAGAUUCAGUUUAGCUGUGUUUAA
Messenger RNA from Momordica charantia (bitter melon), 3606 nucleotides. RefSeq names its product retinoblastoma-related 1 (gene RBR1). Gene Ontology annotation, biological process: negative regulation of G1/S transition of mitotic cell cycle; regulation of transcription by RNA polymerase II; cell differentiation. Gene Ontology annotation, molecular function: RNA polymerase II transcription regulatory region sequence-specific DNA binding. Gene Ontology annotation, cellular component: chromatin; nucleus; transcription regulator complex. The record is from RefSeq and is a predicted model, not a curated record. Lineage: Eukaryota; Viridiplantae; Streptophyta; Magnoliopsida; Cucurbitales; Cucurbitaceae.